Babesia ovata is the source of this 1050-nucleotide messenger RNA. Its product is annotated as (p)ppGpp synthetase, putative. Lineage: Eukaryota; Apicomplexa; Aconoidasida; Piroplasmida; Babesiidae. The record is from RefSeq and is a predicted model, not a curated record. Bases 1 to 1050 code for a protein of 349 amino acids. The transcript has a single exon.
AUGGCGGUCGUGUAUGCUGGACUGUUAUCAGCCUUCGCAAGCCCACCCAUAUUGAAGUUUGAUAACUACAUCGCCACAAACAUUGCGAGAAAAAGUUUAUCGGAAAAACAUCUUACAAUCCCAUUUGAGGAAGCCGAUUAUCUUCCCUUUGAUACGGCGUCUGGUAAGGGAGAUGUGAGAUGCCGUAACGACCUGAGAAAGCAUUAUCAAGACUUCUUCUACGCACUUGUGGAAAAUAGCGAUUGCAAUAUCCAGAAUGUUGCAGGUGUGCCUCUGGAUGACCUCAACGGUCAUCUGUCCGAGCCGGUUGUGGAUCAUACGGUAGGCACAACCGUUAACAAGACCAAUGCGGGAACACCACCUGGCUGUAUACAUACUAAGAUACAAGCCAAAUGCCCUAUUUAUUUAUUUUAUGCACAGUGUGUGUUUGCGAAAUAUGUGAAAUUUGGGAAGCGUACUGCCAAGCUUACAGUCCCGAAGCAGUCUUCCAUUGAUGCAACCUUCGGGGGACGGUUUAUAGAACACAUUGAAGGUGUAGCAAAAUAUGUUCCCAGAUUAAUAGACGAAACGGUUACUCAUCUAUGUCGAUUUGUGAACACAGCUUGCGGUCUUCUUCAUCCACAGUUUGCGGAUACAUCAAGCUUCCGGUUAAAACAUGUUUGCUCUAUUUUCGACAUAUAUACACCGUUGGCGGAUUACUCCAUCCUGUAUAGCUCAGAGUUGUCGAAGGAAGAACAACUUGAGAUAGAUGACUUGCAUCGUGAAAUGUACGAGGAAAUGUUUUAUGCGCCAGUAGAAAAUGCAAUUUUUUCACCACUAGGGGUGCCUUACGACAUAUCAAUUAACGAGAAACGUAUAAUCGAUGGAUAUUUGAACAAAUUAUGCGAAAAGCGCUGUGACUACAUUUCUGCCAUGUUGAAAAUGACAUCUGAUUGGACUAAGUUGAGCACCUUAGGUCAACAACAGCAGAUACUAAUAUGUGUCAAACUGGUAUUAACAUGUAAUGAAUGCCAGAGUUGUGAGAAAAUGGGCAUAACAGGUAAGAAAUGA